Messenger RNA from Perca flavescens (yellow perch), 2697 nucleotides. RefSeq lists its product as uncharacterized. Bases 107 to 1192 code for a protein of 361 amino acids. The transcript is spliced from 8 exons. The record is from RefSeq and is a predicted model, not a curated record. NCBI's taxonomy places the organism in Eukaryota, Metazoa, Chordata, Actinopteri, Perciformes, Percidae.
ACGUUUCUUAUCUCAAUAGAUUGGUAUCAGCCUCUCUCACCAUGCAAGGCCUCGACCGGGAUGUCUUCGUACCUCGCUCUAUGGUGGGAAUGUCUUCUCCUGGGGGAUGGGGCAAGAGGGACAGCUUGGACUUGGAGAGGACGGGAUUCAUAUCUCCACUCCUUGUCUUCUCAGCUAUUCUCAGCUCGCUGAGGUCACACAGAUACAAGCAGGGGACAGCUACAGUGCAGCCAUCACAGCAGGUGGAGAGCUGCUUCUCUGGGGUCAGAUCCCCUGUGUGUCCCGGGUCAGUGAUCAUCCAGGCCUCAAAAAGCUCUGGACCCCACAGCCUGUUCCACUGGCAGGCAGAAAGGUGUGUGAUGUGGCCUGUGGUACCUGGCAUAUGAUGGCCCUCACCACAACAAGCCAAGAGAAGAACAGUGAAUGUGCUCACUCAGAAACUGAAGCUCGCUUCAGAGACCUUGUCAGUGAUCCCCUGCCGACGGAGCACACCGAGAAAGAAAACACAGUGCAAGGCUCCAGGCAGGUUCAACACAAGCUGCUUCACGGUCUGGAGAGACCAGAGGGCUCUGAUGAGUACGAGAAGGAUGAAGAAAGUGAGAGUGCAGAGGAAGACGAAAGACUAAACAAAGAGGAGGGAGAUGGAGCGUUACACAAAUCAACGUUUGCCAUUGCCAGGUCUGCAACGGGGAUGGACAGGAGAGGAAAUGGCCACUCAUCAAUCAAAUCUGACCAAGGGGAUGAGAGGGAGAGUUGCAGGACAGCUGCAUCGUGGGAGCUAAGGAAAGAACCAUGCAGAAGCAGAGAAAGCAGAGAUGUUGUAUUCACCACUUUGCAUCUGUUACCCAGGUCAGAAGGAGAGCAAUGCAGCCCCACUGCCAGCAGCUUGCCCCGGCUACUCACAGGACAUCAAGCUCAUAGCAGGAUUUUAGAUGAGGUUCGGAUGGUGAGAUCUACACAUCUAACUGAAUUGGUCCAGAGAUCUGAAAGUGACAGCAGCAUUUUGCAGAGUCCCAGGCUCAGACCCAAACCCACCCCUCCUGGGAGAUGUACAGGUCGUGGUGGCUCUUUUCACCGUUCAAGAAUUAGACCACACACUGGCCUCAAGUGUCCCAUUGACAAUUCUUCACCCAGUCUGAGCCUUGGGCAACAAGCUCAGAUGUCCCCCCCUUCCUUCCACCCAGGACUGUAACCUCUCUAUCACCAACUCCUUCCUCUUCUGAACUAUUCAGGUACUGUCCUAAACACAGAAGAGCUCUAUCUUCCCUUGGCACUUCGCGGAAGAAUCUAUAAGAAUUUACAGAUCCAGUUCUCUCCAACAGUAGAAUUUAUCUGAUGUUGUAAUGUUUGAAAGAUGUAUAUUUUCCCUUUUCUGUCAGGUUAUGUGAAUUAAUUGAAAAGCAAAAUAUGUUCAUCAUUUAGCCACCCAGAUAAUACACAGCUCAUCCAUAAAGCCAUCAGCGUCCAAAGCAUUUUUACCCAAUAGCCUUGAGAAAUGACUGGCUAUGGAAAGAAAAUGUGCACUCUAUUCUCUACUUGAUAAUGCUUUGCUGUACACCACAUACACAGUUAAACACUUUUGGCUCCAAGGUGACUGACAAACAGCCUCUUUUACUUUGUAAGAGCUCCCUAAAACAGACUCCAGAUCAGCAUUAAUGGGCUCCACUUUACCCCACACUGUGAUUUGGCAAAUACAUAUACUCCUCUUACAAACCGUCUCAGUCAACAACCACUCCUGAACCUUGACCUCAUCUGAAGGCAUUAGACUUUGGUCUUGCAGUCAAAGCUGUGUGUAGGAGCUGCAGAGUCCUUGAAUCAGCACAUUACAACAGAACUUGAGAGGGUUUUUUACCCUAUGUACUACUGCGUACUACUGAGACACAUUUCUUUUUAAUACUUACAAUAUGUUGUUUAUUAAAGACAAAACGCCCUCUCAGAUCUUGGCCUCUUGUAAGAUAUUUCACGGUGGAGUGUUUUCAUGGCUGCCUCUGCAGUAUGAGUCACAUGUGCAUGCUACUAUGGCUCUUUUGAGUUUGAGUGGAAAUUGCGUUGUUGCAGAGAUAAUACUAUAUGAUGAGGCUUCUCAAAGAAGUAGGAUUAUUACAGCUUCUUUUGAGUCUGCUCUGUUUUUUUUAAAUGUUUUUUAGAGAGAUGUCCUCCUUGCACACAGGUAGCAAACAGGUCCUGUGCCACAAUGCAGACCACAACUACAUGGUCAUUCCUAUUGUCAUGAUUUCCAUGUAAGUGGAGCAUGUGAUUUUAUAUUUUGAUUAUCUACAGUGCGUUCAACAAAAAGGACCUUUUGUCAAUUACUUGGCACUGUGUAACACAUUGGCGUUGGUGUUUGGUUAGAGACAACACUCCACGUGCCGAGUGAAAGUAAAAUGAUUUCUCAGUAAUAUUACUUUUGAAUACCAAGUAAUGCAGUAAUACUUAAUAUUUAAUCACUUUAAGCACGGAUUUUACAAUACGAAUCAUGGUAGAACAUUCUCAAUCAGUGUGUAUAAGUUAUGAGUCAUGUUUAAAUAUUGAAUGGAUAUGCUGUUAUUUCUGUUUGCUUUCAUCACAGUCGUCAGUUCACUUGGAUUUAAAGAAUGAAUAUGGACAUCAAGGGCCCUAUCUUGCACAUGGUGCAGCGCAGUGCAGAGCAAAGCCCGAUGCAAGUGUCUUUGCUAGUUUAGGACCGACGCAGUUGUC